AGUUGCGAAUUUCCGCUUGCGACGAGUAGUUCGUAUCGCCCUGAGGCGCCACUGUUUUGAACGCGUGCUGGUCAACUGGUGUGUGAUUUUUUUUCAGCCGAUUUCAAAAUGGAGCUGUUCGUCUGGAGUCUCCAGCUGGCCUUCAUUGGCAUCGUGACAGCAUCUUCUGGAAGUUGGAUGUACCUCGGACUAGUUGACUAUCAGUCGAUCCGGUCGUCUGACAGAUUGGCAGGCGAUCAACCCUCGGUCGAUGACGGUUCCCCAACACCUCUGGUGGACCCUCUGGCAGUACGGCUGUCAGAGCUGUGUAGCGCCGUCCCGGGUCUGGUGGCAGAACAACUGGACCUCUGUCAUCGGAACCCUUACGCUCUAUUGGCCAUAUCUGAGGGCGCGCGUCGAGGAAUCGUGGAAUGCCAGGAACAAUUCCGGAAUGAACGCUGGAAUUGCACUCUCGAAGGAGGCAUCAAUGUUUUCGACAUGACCCUGCAACGAGCGUCACGUGAAGCCGCUUUCAUCUUUGCUGUGACAUCCGCAGGUGUCGUGCACUCGGUUUCGCGAGCUUGCUCAGCAGGGAAUUUGACAGACUGCGGCUGCGAUCCGAACAAACCAACAGGUCACAAGAGUGGAAGAGGUUGGAAGUGGGGAGGUUGUUCAGCAAAUAUCGCACAAGGACUCGAUGUCGCGAAAGAGUUCAUCGAUGUCGCUGAAAGGGAAUCUGAAAAGAACACACUCCGAUCGCUCAUGAAUCUCCAUAACAAUCAGGCUGGCCGCAUCGCUAUCAGAAAAAACAUGAGACUUCGAUGCCGAUGCCAUGGAAUAUCCGGAUCCUGUGAAGUGAAGACCUGUUGGAUGCUGUUGCCGAACUUCGAAGAUAUUGGAGGUUUCCUUAAGGAGAAAUACGAAAACUCGAUCCAGAUCUCAGCAGAAGGUCUGAAGAAGCAACGAAGGGGGAAGCGUCGCGUUCCGUACUCGAGAGAUAGCCUGGUCCACAUUCACGAGUCUCCGGAUUUCUGCGACAGGAACGCCAAGAAGAAGAUUCUCGGCACAACCGGUCGAGUCUGCAACAAACAUUCGAAAGGAUCCGACAGUUGCGACUAUCUGUGCUGCGGCAGAGGGGCUCGACGAAUCGUCAAACGGAUAACUGAACGAUGCGACUGUCAAUUCCACUGGUGCUGCUAUGUCACUUGCAAGCUGUGCGAGAGCCGCACCGAAACCUACAUCUGCAAAUGA
Messenger RNA from Galendromus occidentalis (western predatory mite), 1230 nucleotides. RefSeq names its product protein Wnt-4. Gene Ontology annotation, molecular function: frizzled binding; cytokine activity. Gene Ontology annotation, biological process: cell fate commitment; multicellular organism development; neuron differentiation. Bases 109 to 1230 code for a protein of 373 amino acids. Lineage: Eukaryota; Metazoa; Arthropoda; Arachnida; Mesostigmata; Phytoseiidae. The transcript is spliced from 7 exons. Gene Ontology annotation, cellular component: extracellular region. The record is from RefSeq and is a predicted model, not a curated record.